CGGAGGCGCUCGGCGCUCGGCCCUUGUCUCCUUCCCCAAGAUGGCGGCGGCGGCGGAGGGCGGCGAGGCGGGAAGCGGCGGCGCGGAGUGAGGCGGCCGCGGCGCCUCCCCCCCGUCCCCUGCCCCCGGGGCCCGCUCGGAUCUUUUCCUUUAGAUGGGAACAGGGGAAGGAGCCCAGGCGUGGCAACACAUUCUCAGGCUCCUGAAGGACCGCCAUGGCUUAUGAUGACUCCAAGAAGAAAGAAGAGUUCCUAGACAGUGACCGAAGUGAUGUGGAGCUGGCUACGGUCAGGACACAGCGAGAGAAAAAAAGGUCUUACAGGGAUCAGCUGCAAGAGGAGGAGAGAAUAACAACACAGGACAGUGAGCUCUUUCCAGGAACAGAACCUCACAAAAAGAAGAAGAAGCACUCCUCCGAUGAGUACUGCUCCAGAGAUCUUUCAUCUUUGGAUCCACCAUCAAAGAAGAAGAAAAAAGCAGUUUCUAGCCCCUCCUCUGCUGAUAAAAACAUGGAUGUGCUCAAGGCUAUCACCUCACCUUUGGCCACAAGCUCCAAGUCUUCAAAGAAGACAUCCGAAAAAUCGUCUUACUCUUCCUCUGGCCAUUCUGAAAGCAAAAAGGAGCACCACAAGAAGAAAUCGAGCGGAAGCAGUGGGGAGCACUCAGUGGAUGAUGGCAGCUACCACAAAACUAAAAAAAUGAAACCUCUCUAUGUGAACACAGAGACCCUUACUCUUCGUGAACCUGAUGGCUUGAAGAUGAAGCUUAUCCUUUCACCAAAAGAGAAAAGUAGUGCAGCAGAUGAUGAUUCUUUCUCCUACUCUUCAGCACCAGCAGCUGCAAAGAAAUCUUCUAAAAAAUCAUCUCGAGAUGAGCAAGGCUCAUUCCAUCUGGGUCAUGAAGUGCAGAGCUUCCAGAAAUCGUCCCGGAAGAAGCACAAACCUCCUCCAGACCCACAUCCCCCAUCUGAGAGUUUUGGUGCCGACUCAUCCGUGUUUUCAGAAGGCCAUGGGAGUGAGUAUGAGACGUCAGGUGUGGAGGCACCACCAGAAUCUGGUUCCUCUUCUGGUGGGGAGUUGGAGGCUGGAGAACUAGUGAUAGAUGACUCCUACCGGGAAAUCAAGAAGAAGAAGAAGUCAAAAAAAAGUAAGAAAAAAAAAGACAAGGAGAAACACAGAGAGAAGAAGCACUCUAAAUCUAAAAAGAGUUCUGGGCACUCUUCUGUGGCAGUAGCAGAAGUAACAGUAUCACCACCACCACCUUCGAGUACUUCCUAUGUUCUUCCUCCACCUCAUCCUACUAUUUAUCACUCAGAUGGACAAAGUGAGAAGAGGAGGAAGAAGGAAGAAAAGGAGAAGGAAAAAGCUGAAAAAUGGGAAAAGCCAAAGAAGAAGAACAUGUCUGCUUAUCAAGUGUUUUGCAAGGAAUAUCGUACAAAUAUUGUGUCAGAGCACCCCAGGAUAGAUUUUGGAGACCUAAGUAAAAAGCUGGCAGAAGUGUGGAAGCAGCUCCCUGAGAAGGAUAAACUGGUCUGGAAACAGAAAGCUCAGUAUCUGCAGCACAAGCAGAAUAAAGCAGAAGCCACCACUGUGAAGCGAAAGGCAUCGUCUUCAGAUGGUGCUCCAAAAAUAAAAGCUUCUCCACCAGGAGUGAUUUCCCCUCAAAAGAAAUCCCCCACCAGCACUGUGGUGUUGCCUUCCUCACCAGCCAAACUCCCUGAGACAGAACCUAUAGAUGUAGCUGCACAUUUACAAUUGCUGGGGGAAUCCCUGAGCCUCAUUGGACACAGACUGCAGGAAACAGAGGGAAUGGUGGCUGUUUCAGGAAGUUUGUCAGUACUUCUGGAUUCUAUCAUCUGUGCUUUGGGCCCAUUAGCAUGUCUGACCACACAACUACCUGAGUUGAACGGCUGCCCUAAGCAGGUUUUGUCAAACACACUAGACAACAUCGCCUACAUCAUGCCUGGACUUUGAUGGGAAAAGAUCCUGGGAUUUACUCAACUUCUGUGUAACUGACCUGUGUACAUAUGCACUACACCGGCACUCCCAAAGGACUCUGUGUGUAGGGUUUUAAUUUUUUUUAACUGUACAGUAUAUGCAUAGGAUUGUAACUGUCUUAUUUUUUGGAAAGGUGUGAAGUUAAGCUGAGAGAACAGAUCUUUGCUGGAGGAUGGAAUGUCAUCCAAUCUAAAAGUAUUUGUAUGAAGAAUUCAGAAAGGUUUUGAGAUACUAGCCUUAAACUCAGAUCCUUUACUGGGGGAAGCAGCCAGAGAAUAGACUUCUCAAUAUAAGGAAGGACACAUCACCAUGAGAGUAGUCAUAGAAACAACCCAGAGAGGUUGCUGAAUCUCCAUCCUUGAUGAUAUUAAAAUACUGAGUGAGCGGCC
Oxyura jamaicensis (ruddy duck) is the source of this 2386-nucleotide messenger RNA. RefSeq names its product HMG-box containing 4 (gene HMGXB4). The record is from RefSeq and is a predicted model, not a curated record. Bases 216 to 1973 code for a protein of 585 amino acids. The transcript is spliced from 11 exons. Lineage: Eukaryota; Metazoa; Chordata; Aves; Anseriformes; Anatidae.